AUGCUCUCUAGCGACCACAUCGAGCAUCUGCCGAAAGAGAUGGGUCAGGGGCGCCGCUUGCAUUCUCUGGAGCCUCCCGAGUUGGGAGAUUGUGGCGACCACGGGACACUUUCUUUAGAAGGUACCGUGAACGAAGCCGAAUAUUCCGGAUUAGUCAAAGGCAUGCAACGCGCUAUAAACGCGAUGGCCCAGGAACUGGUAUUGGAGCUACCCGUUAACAAUACAGCGGCUCCAGGGGGUUAUCGGUUGUAUCCAACGCACCCGUUGAGGUUGCUCCAAGAAGCCGAAGGACUCCAAGCUAAGUUCAAGUCCUUGCGCCUGGCACAUGUGAAGAGAGACUUCAACGCCGCCGCCGACUACAUUUCCAAGCGGGCCAUCCAAGAGCAGUCAUCAUUAGAAGUCACAGACCUCGGGGAACGGAAGUUGCUUCAAGGCCUGAACCGGAUCCACGAAAAACCGAUGAAGGACCCGAGUCCCCGAGAACAGUCGCUGGUGGAGUGCGCUUUCAUAGCCACAGCCCGGGGCAUACCUAGAGUCGGCGAGCCGGGAACCGAAGGCGCGGAAGAGGGACUGGAAGUUGGCCCCCGAAACCCCGACUCCCAGGACUCUAAAGAAGACUUUGAGGACGCUCGCAGAGAACGAUGGAGGAGGAUUUGUUCCCACCAGACACACGACCCAGGACUUGCACCUCUGGUGAGGUUCCUCCGAGGCGAGACAGAGCAGAUGUCCCUGAGGCAGACAACGCACCUGGCCAAGAUGACGGACCUGUUUGUGAUGGACUUCCGGGACGCGUUGUUCAAUGUGAGUCGAAACAACCAGAACACCCGCGGGACGCUGUCGAUUUAUAUUCUGCACCACUGUCACGCAGACCUCCAAGGCGCCCACCAGGGUAUCACCCGGACCUACGAGAGAUUGCGCAAAGAAUUCUACUGGAUUGGGAUGUUCAAGGACACAGAGCGAUAUGUCAAAGAGUGCGUGGAUUGCGUCACGGCUAAGGGGUUACUCCGGAACCCGGGCUCGUCACCCGGCAAUUUGCUGGCUACGCGACCGUUUCAAGUCGUCCCGAUGGACUUUAUUAUACCGUUGCCUCAGUCAGCCCGGGGAAACAGAGCACUACUCUUGUUCCAGUGA
Phytophthora megakarya is the source of this 1131-nucleotide messenger RNA. NCBI's taxonomy places the organism in Eukaryota, Oomycota, Peronosporomycetes, Peronosporales, Peronosporaceae. The record is from the annotation of a GenBank genome assembly.